AUGGCGUAUCAAUCAGAACUUCGACAUGAUUCUGAUGCUAGAUUUGUUGAUGAUAACUAUGGUGAUGAUAAUGAUGAUGAUAAUGGAGGUGAAUUUGAAGAUAUCGUAAACAGAGACGAAGGCUUUACUGAGGCAAAGGAAUCUGAACUUUAUCUCAAAAAAGUCAAGUCUGAUGAUGAGGCAUAUGAGUUGUACAAUAAUUAUGCAUUUAAACAUGGAUUUGGUACACGUAAGGCGAAAAAGAAUUUUAGAGAAGAUAAGGCUACUAUUCGCCAACGAUUUUGUGUUUGUUCUUAUGCUGGUUUUAAGAAAGAAAGAAAGCCAGGUGAUGAACCAAAAGUGUAUCAGAAGAGAAACUUUCGCACAGGAUGCAAAGCAAUGAUUCAAUUUGAUGUUGAAUUAGAUUCUGGUUUGUUUGUUGUUGUCAAACAUCUCAUGGAUCAUAAUCAUAGCAGAGUUCCAGUUUCAAAAAGACAUUUGAUUAGGUCUCAUAGGAAGAUCAGUCAAGAACAAUUUGGUAUGCUUAAUAGUUUAACUGAGAAUGGUAUACGUGUUGCUGAUGCUGUUCGAGUUUUAAAAAAUCAAGCUGGUGGUGAGAAAAAUUUGGGAUUUCUUUGCAGCGAUGCUUAUGAUGCUUUAGCUUCAGAGAAGAGGAAGAAGUUUGAUGGUUGUGAUACUAAGCAACUACUCAGUUAUUUUAAAGAACGCAAAUCAAAUGAGUAUGACUUCUACUAUGAUUUUGAUGUUGAUGAUAAAGGUCAUUUGCAAUCUUUCUUCUUUCGAGACAAUGGGAUGAAGGUUGAUUAUGAUGCUUUUGGGGAUUUAUUGGUUCAUGAUACAACAUAUCGUACAAAUAAAUAUGCUAUGAUUUGUGGUCCAUUUGUUGGUAUGAAUCAUCACAAUAAAAAUGUUAUGUUUGGCAUUGGAUUUUUGAUUAAUGAGAAGUGGGAGUCAUUUGUGUGGUUGUUCACUACCUUUUUGAAAUCGAUGGGUGGUAAACAUCCCGUUACAAUCAUGACUGAUCAGGCCCAAGCUAUGGCCAAGGCUAUUAGAAUUGUCUUCCCAAAUUCUCGGCAUCGAUUAUGUACUUGGCAUAUCAAAGAGAAUUCAAAGAAAAAUAUCAAAGGACUGAGGGCAAAAAAAGGGUUUAAUGAAUUGUUUGACAUAGUCCUAAAAUACACAGAUACUAUUCAGGAGUUUGAGCACUAUUGGUCUAGAAAUAGUGAUGUUCAUUAUAUUUUCACAAUUGAUCCUGAUUAUGUUCUUUUAGUAAGAAUUAUGUUCAUUAAUGUUUUUCCAAAUUUCAGCAUGCUUACAAAAUAUGAUUGCAAGAAUAAUAGUUGGAUCAACAACUUGUAUAACAUCAGAGACAUGUGGUGCCCUGCAUACUGUAAGGACUAUUUUAGUGGUGGUAUUUUAUCUUCUCAGAGAAGUGAAACUACAAACAGGUCUGUUUCCCGUAGACUUCAUAUCACUCAUGGGCUUUGUGAGUUUUACAAUUCUUUCAUUGAGGUUGUUGAUGAAUGGAGGAGUAAAGAAAGCAGAAAUGAUUAUGACAGCAUAACUGGCAAUCGUCAUUUAGUGUGGGCAGAUAUUGGUUUGUUAGAGCAUGCUCGAAACAUUUACACAAUUCAAGUGUAUAUACUAUUUGAGGAUAAUUUUGUGAGUGGUGUUCCUUGCACAGCAAAGAUAAUAGGAAUUCAACAUCCUCUUUAUGAGUAUCAUGUUGGGCAUACAAAGAGGGAUUUGAUCAUGCACACUGUUUCUUUUGAUGAAUCAUUGGUUUCAGUUGAUUGUGCAUGCAAAUAUUUUAGUGAGGUUGGACUACUAUGA
Molecule: messenger RNA, 1833 nt
Organism: Chenopodium quinoa (quinoa)
Lineage: Eukaryota; Viridiplantae; Streptophyta; Magnoliopsida; Caryophyllales; Amaranthaceae
Product: protein FAR1-RELATED SEQUENCE 5-like
Exons: 5
Coding region: 1-1833 (610 amino acids)
Biological process (GO): regulation of DNA-templated transcription
Source: RefSeq, a predicted model, not a curated record